GCUUUACUUUGCUCCAGAAACCCCUUUUUUUCUCCUCCCACUCACCAAUCCUAAAUCUUUUCUCCAUCAGCUGAGGAUUCGAUUUCAAGCAUUUCAAAACUUCAGAGGGUUUCUCGGAUUUGAAAUCUCAAUCUUACCUCUCUCUCUCUCUCUCUCUAAUGGCGAUGAGAGGUGUCGAUUUCAAGUGGUACGAUGGGUUCUUCUUGUCGAUGCUCGCAACUAGUGUAAUCAUUGUAGCUAUCAAUUGGAAGAGAUACCAUGCCUGCCAAUACCCCUUGCAUAUAUGGAUCGUGGUUGAUUACACCACCGUCUUUAUCUUCCGCGUCUUAAUGUUUGUUGACAAUGGUCUUGCUGCUGGGCUUGGCUUGGAUUUUGGAAGUCAACAGCGGAACAUUGGGUUUUGUGGGAGAGUGGUGGUGCUCUCUAUCCUAUCUCUCCUUCUCUAUCCGUUUCUGUGGGCUUGGACUGUUAUCGGUACAAUAUGGUUUACAAGGGCAAGAAGCUGUUUACCUGAAGAAGGCCAAAAAUGGGGUUUCCUCAUUUGGCUGAUAUUCAGCUACUCUGGCCUCCUCUGCAUUGCGUGCAUCUGUGUCGGGAAGUGGUUGGCGCGAAGACAGGUGCACGUAUUACGUGCUCAGCAGGGAAUCCCGAGUUCAGAGUUCGGGAUUCUAGUUGACAUGAUAAGGGUCCCUGACUGGGCAUUUGAAGCCGCGGGCCAAGAGAUGAGAGGCAUAAGUCAAGAUGCUGCUGCAUACCAUCCUGGUCUUUACUUGACUCCUGCUCAGACUGAAGCUGUCGAAGCACUUAUUCAAGAGCUUCCAAAGUUCAGGUUAAAAGCUGUACCAGAUGAUUGCGGUGAAUGCUUAAUCUGCUUAGAGGAGUUCCAUAUCGGACAUGAGGUUAGAGGUUUACCUUGCGCCCAUAAUUUCCAUGUUGAGUGCAUAGACCAGUGGCUGCGUUUAAACGUGAAAUGUCCUCGGUGCCGGUGCUCAGUUUUUCCAGACCUUGAUCUCAGCGCAUUAUCCAACCUCCAGAGCUCAUCAACACAGCAGCCCCCACAGGGGGAGAACACGGAAACAACAGAAGCUCGGUACAUAAGAAGCCAACCACAAAGCGAGAGCUACUUUUUGAGAGUUCAGUCUCUAAUUCACCCAGUUCACACAGACACCGCUCUGGAGACCGCAGAGAACGGUGGGGUUCCUCCUGUCUUGGCUGGUCGAUCUCCAUCAAGGAGAUGAGAGACAGAAGUGUGAGUCGAGGUGGUUAUUCUACUACUCAUUACUAACUCUCGACUGAUUGAAGGGAAAAAAAAAACAUUCCGAGUCUUACUACCCCUUGAAAGUAUUCACUUUUGACAGUCUUGCAAUGUAAAUAAAUUGGGGUUGAAAGAACAGGAAAAAAAAAACACAAUCUUUGGGGUUUUAGAUUUGAAAUGAAGAACUGUACAUGUCCAGACUCUUUAACGGUAGAGAAUGUUCAUACUACUUUUACUUA
Raphanus sativus (radish) is the source of this 1494-nucleotide messenger RNA. RefSeq names its product E3 ubiquitin-protein ligase SIS3. NCBI's taxonomy places the organism in Eukaryota, Viridiplantae, Streptophyta, Magnoliopsida, Brassicales, Brassicaceae. Gene Ontology annotation, biological process: sugar mediated signaling pathway. The coding region runs from base 159 to 1238 and encodes 359 amino acids. The transcript is spliced from 10 exons. Gene Ontology annotation, molecular function: ubiquitin-protein transferase activity. The record is from RefSeq and is a predicted model, not a curated record.